GUUGGUUAAUUUACUGGUUCACCUCUGUUGGGGUUCUCUAAGGUGUAGUGGUCCUCGUUCUCUGGUCCAUACUUCAUUACAGUGAUUACUCAUCAUAAUUUUUUUUUUCAAAUUUUUCUCUAUAAUGACACUGCCAUGGUUAUACUUUUGUGGGACCAUGUGCUUUAAAUUUAAAUUUAUAAGAAUCGUGUAGAUUUCUACUGUCCAGUUUGUGGGGUUCCAUAUAAGAUCCGUAAGGAGACAGUGUAGUAGCUAGCGAUAAUACACACUGCUCUAUGCAUCUCAUACCUUUUUUUUAACGUUCAUGUGAGUCUACAGUAGGUGUCAUAUUUAGUUAGAUAUUGAAAGUUUAGGGUCUUUCAUUACUUCAUAUUGGAAAUUACACCUUCGAGUUAAGAGAAAAAUUAGUGUACCUGUAUACCGCGUUACUGAUCACAUCUCUCACAGAAGUCGGUUUAGUUGCAAGAGAUGUGAUUAGCAAUAUGGUCGGUAAAUUAGUAUUGGAGUUGAGGAAUGGUGGUUAAUUUUUUAAGGUUUAAAACAUUUUUAAUGUGACUUAAGCUUGAGAUUUGUGCAAAUUUAUCUAUACAGACCCCUCUAAAUUUAAGUAGAAUGUGAUUUUGGCUUUCAUUUUACACCAGAGGCUUAGAUUGUACGUCCUUUUUUAAUAUGGAAAAAAGGGUUGGUAUUGGAACCUUUUUCUGGGUAAUGCAAUGUGUCUCUAACCAUAUACGUGUGUAUUGGAAUGCAAAAAUGGGGUGCUAAUGUUUGUCAGUAUAUGGGGGAGCAGGACAAUGGCUUUGGGAAUAGAUUUCUGACCGUUGGUUUGGAAUAGUUUUGAGUCAUAUAUAUAUCGGCUCAGAUCUCUAUGAGUGAUGUACCAUAAAAACCAAGAGUCUUUGAUGGUGUGAUGCAUGAGGAAAAGAAUCCACCGCCUAGUGUACGAAAACCCAUGAUUUGUGGUGUGUAUGAUCCAAAAUUUCUAAUCAGAUUUUCACUAUGAUGGGUCCCUUUCAGUUCAGAUCUCUGGUUUUGCAGAGGCUGCUUUUAGGACUACUGUUGUAGUUAGUGGGGUGCCUCAGGGAAUCCAAAGGGUUGAUUGGGUCUUUUUUUUAUAUCUGUUAUUUACACAUUGGGCCAGACAUCAGUGUUUUCAUGUUGUUAUCAUAGCAUAUUAUGGUAGCUGAAUGAACACACAAAAUUGCAAGAGAAGGCUAAUUGAGAAUGUGUCCUUGCAUUUGGGGUUUCUAUUCACAGAAAAGUGAAAGCUAUUACAGUAUUACCUAAAUUUUGUUGACUUGAAUAGUAGGCAUGACCAAAAGAAAAAAAGAAUAGUAGGAUUGAUUUGGACCAUAGAGUUGAGGAAGUGAUUGAUAAAGCAUAUUAAGAACAAGAAUCACCAAGUGCAAGGUCCUCCAAAUUCUAAUUAAAGAUUUUUUAGUAGUGUGUUUAUUUUAAUCUUUGAUUUGGAUGGUAUUGAAUUUAAUAAACAUCUAUAAUGCAUGUUUCAUGAUAACCGAGGUUCCUAGUGUUCCAUAUAUAGCAUAUGCAUAUGCAUGCAUAUGCAUUAACACGUCUUUUCUGCUUGUCCUUUGAAUAUCUCUCCACAGUUUCUCCACCUUCUAUUCUUCUCUGUGUCUCUCAUUCUCCUUUUCCCGCCUUUAAAUCUGCUUUUCUUACGCUUUCAAAAGAAAGCAAAUCGGAAACUCCUAAAGUUGAAAGAGCAAACGAAAAGAAACUCCAUCCUCCAGUAAUGGCCUUGGUCUAAGUGUUAAAAGCAUAUUGCUUUUUAGCUUUCCUUCAAUACCCUCAUCAUGAUGGAUUCAGUGAGUCGGUCAGCUGUAACUCCAACUAAGAGUAGGCUAGCACGUACUAUUGCCAAAGUUCUGCAUCUUCGCGGUGCAACAGGUAUUGCCCCGGUUGAUGGGAUUCAGAAAGGUAACUCUCAAGAAAUUGGCAUUCAGAAGAUUAAUUACCAAGAAAUUGGGAUUCAGAAAGCCAAGUCCCAAGAAAUUGGGAUUCAGAAAGUCAAGUCUAAAGAACUUGGAAAUCAGAAAUUCAAGUCGCAAGAAAUUGGAAUUCAGAAAGUCCAGGAUGAUCGGAAUGCUCCUAAGGUUCGGGUUACUCUGUCUCAAUCAUUUGAGAAGAACAACGAGAAGCUACAGGAAAGGGCUGCCUUGGAAGCUCUUCUUGCAAAGCUGUUCGCCAGCAUUUCAUCUGUUAAAGCUGCUUAUGCUCAGCUACAAUAUGCUCAGACUCCUUAUGAUGCUGACGGAAUUCGUGCUGCUGAUCAUACAGUAGUUGACGGGUUGAAGAACUUGUCUGAGUUGAAGAGGUGUUUCUUAAAGAAGGAGUUCGAUCCUUCGCCAGAGACUACUUUAGUGUUGGCUGAGAUUGAGGAACAGAAGAGUGUUCUCAAAACAUAUGAUAUUAUGGGGAAAAAGUUGGAAUCUCAGGUCAGGCUUAAGGACUCUGAAGUAAUAUUUCUUGGUGAGAAGUUGGAGGAAGCCAAUAAACUGAACAAGUUGCUUGAAAAGAGAGUAUAUCAGAGUGGGCAGCUAUAUGUGCCUGACAAUCUUCAUUUAUCUGGUUUAAGUCCUAGCCAUUUUAUUACAGUUCUUCGGCACACAGUCAGGUCCAUUCGGAGCUUUGUUAGGGCGAUGAUGGAUGAAAUGAAAUCUGCUGGUUGGGACAUUCAUACAGCAGCUAAUUCUAUCGAUGGUGGUGAAGUUGUUUAUUGGAAAGAAGACCACAAGUGUUUUGCAUUUGAACAAUUCGUUUGCAGGGAAAUGUUUGAUGGUUUCCAAUACCCCAACUUCUCACUUCCAAACGAGUUCCUGCCAGAGAAAAAGAAACAGCAGCAACAGCUCUUUUUUGAGAGAUUCACGGAACUCAAACCUUGGAAGGCAAAGGAGUAUCUUUCCCGGAAUCCAAGAUCAGCAUUUGCCAAAUUCUGUCGCGCCAAGUACUUACGACUGAUUCAUCCCAAGAUGGAAGCAUCAUUUUCUGGCAAUCUGAAUCAGAGAAACCUUGUGAAUGCCGGUGAGUUUCCAAGCACUAAUUUCUUUUCUUUAUUUGCUGACAUGGCAAAGCGGGUCUGGCUCCUGCAUUUGUUGGCCUUCUCCUUCGAUCCCGAAGCUGCAAUCUUCCAAGUGAGCAAGGGGUGUCGAUUUUCAGAAGUCUACAUGGAAAGUGUGGCGGAGGAAGCGUUCCUUUCAACGGCAUCAGAACCGCUAGUGGGAUUCACAGUUGUUCCCGGAUUCAAACUCGGUAAAACUGUCAUUCAAUGCCAAGUUUACCUCACCUCUCAGUUACAGUCCAAUCCAAGAAAGCAAAGGUAAAGCCAUUGUUGUUGAUCAGAGGUUCAAGUUUGAUUCUUUGGUAGUUUUGGGCCCACAGCAUAUCACAUUACUGAAGAAGAAAUGGCUUACCUGGUUCCUCAUUCUGUCGUGGGCACUUCCAAUUUGGUCACCUGGACAUUUUUCUCCAUUUGUUUUUCUUUUUUGCCCAUUUCAAAAAAGGAAAGCGCGUCGACUGUUGUGUUGGAAGUUACCUUUGGAAUCAUUUCAUUGUUUAAUUUCUUCCUCCAAGAACAUCCCAAAAUUUUGUUAAUAUUAGGUCAAGUGACAGAAGGGAUUGUCUAGCUGUUCUGCAUCACUCUUUACCGGACUAUGCAUGUUUUAAUAAUGUAAAUAGUGAUAUAUAUAAGAGCUGCAAUUUAGUUUCCUAUUCCUA
Rosa chinensis is the source of this 3735-nucleotide messenger RNA. Its product is annotated as protein GRAVITROPIC IN THE LIGHT 1. Gene Ontology annotation, biological process: negative gravitropism; response to red or far red light. The transcript has 2 exons. Lineage: Eukaryota; Viridiplantae; Streptophyta; Magnoliopsida; Rosales; Rosaceae. Bases 1815 to 3341 code for a protein of 508 amino acids. The record is from RefSeq and is a predicted model, not a curated record.